Molecule: messenger RNA, 845 nt
Organism: Myripristis murdjan (pinecone soldierfish)
Lineage: Eukaryota; Metazoa; Chordata; Actinopteri; Holocentriformes; Holocentridae
Product: histone H2B 1/2-like
Exons: 1
Coding region: 15-389 (124 amino acids)
Cellular component (GO): nucleosome
Molecular function (GO): structural constituent of chromatin; protein heterodimerization activity; DNA binding
Source: RefSeq, a predicted model, not a curated record
ACGGAAGUGUGAGAAUGCCUGAACCCGCCAAGCCCGCGCCCAAGAAGGGCUCCAAGAAAGCCGUGAGCAAGACGGCCGGCAAGAGCAGCAGGAAGCGCCGCAGGCCGAGGAAGGAGAGCUACGCCAUCUACGUGUACAAGGUGCUCAAGCAGGUACACCCCGACACCGGCAUCUCGUCCAAGGCCAUGGGCAUCAUGAACUCCUUUGUCAAAGAUAUCUUCGAGCGCAUCGCCGGUGAAGCGUCCCGCCUGGCUCACUACAAUAAGCGCUCCACCAUCACCUCCAGGGAGAUCCAGACCGCCGUCCGCCUGCUGCUGCCCGGGGAGCUGGCCAAGCACGCCGUGUCCGAGGGCACCAAGGCCGUCACCAAGUACACCAGCUCCAAGUAAAACAAGCUGCUCCAGCUUCAACAACUCAAAGGCUCUUUUAAGAGCCACCCAACUUCAUCAAAAAGUUAAUCUGCACCUUCAUAACGUCGACUGUGAGUUUUUCCCAGUUAGUUUUAAUUCGAGACGAACUCUCCAAGGAAAAGAAAUGGGUGAGGAUAUAUCUGGCAUGCUCUGUCAUAACUGUCUAAUCACUCAGUUCUUCACACUACAGUUUCUCCCCUCCAUAGCACCUUCAUACCUGCACAACACACAGAGGGAAAAAAACACACAAACACACGCGCGCGCGCGCGCUCUGUCUCCUGAAACACCAUAAUAAAACCAAAACAAGUUUUUAAUAACUUCCAAAAACGGAUUAUUUCAUAUUCCAUUUGUUAUAAGAGGCGGGUUAUUUGAAUAAUUACAUCACAUUGGCGGUAGUGUUAGCACCCGAUUCUUUUGUUGAAAGUCCAAGAAGAA